Messenger RNA from Impatiens glandulifera, 900 nucleotides. Its product is annotated as beta-glucosidase 44-like. Gene Ontology annotation, molecular function: beta-glucosidase activity. The annotation marks the transcript as partial. The transcript has 6 exons. The record is from RefSeq and is a predicted model, not a curated record. Gene Ontology annotation, biological process: carbohydrate metabolic process. NCBI's taxonomy places the organism in Eukaryota, Viridiplantae, Streptophyta, Magnoliopsida, Ericales, Balsaminaceae.
GAUGAUGGAUCGCAUGCACCGGGGAGAUGCUCUAAACCUUAUGGAAAUUGUUCUGAAGGGAACUCUGGUACAGAACCUUAUAUUGUAGCUCAUAAUAUACUCUUGUCUCAUGCAUCCGCGGUUCAAAAAUAUAGAGAAGAGUAUCAGGGAGUGCAAGGUGGACGCAUUGGAAUUGUAUUAGAUUUUACUUGGUAUCAACCUCUUACCAGAGGAAAAGCCGAUAAUUAUGCUGCCCAACGAGCUAGAGAUUUUAAUAUCGGAUGGUUUUUACAUCCCAUAACUUAUGGUGAGUAUCCUCGAACCCUUCAAGAAAUUGUUGACGAACGACUUCCAAAAUUUACAAAAGAAGAAGUUAAAAUGGUGAAGGGCUCAAUAGAUUUUGUUGGAAUUAACCAUUACACGUCAAAUUAUGUCUAUUACGAUGCCAACCGACCUAAACCAGAGGUUCUUGCUUACAAUAUGGAUUGGAACGCUUCAUUUACAUAUGGAAAGAAUGGUGUUCCUAUUGGCCCAAGGGCUCACUCUUCUUGGUUAUACAAUGUGCCAUCGGGAAUUUACAACGUGAUCAUGUACGUAAAGGAGCGAUACGGCAAUCCAUCUAUGAUAGUGUCCGAGAAUGGAAUGGAUGAUCCAGGGAAUGUUACUCUUGUUGAUGGUUUGUAUGACAAUCAUAGGAUUGAUUAUUAUAGGACAUAUUUGAGCAAUUUAAAAAACGCGGUUGAUGAUGGUGCAAAUGUUAAAGGCUAUUUUGCUUGGUCAUUACUUGACAACUUUGAAUGGAGACUCGGCUACACGUCCAGAUUUGGAAUUGUCUAUGUUGACCAUAAGACCCUUAAUCGAUAUCCUAAGAUGUCCGCGUAUUGGUUCAAACAGCUAUGCGAGAAGACUAUCAAGCACUAG